Molecule: messenger RNA, 2463 nt
Organism: Pisolithus orientalis
Lineage: Eukaryota; Fungi; Basidiomycota; Agaricomycetes; Boletales; Pisolithaceae
Exons: 9
Coding region: 122-2110 (662 amino acids)
Biological process (GO): signal transduction
Molecular function (GO): protein binding
Source: RefSeq, a predicted model, not a curated record
GGCAGAGCCUCAGUUAUCGCACGUGAUCUAUAGUCCACGUGACUUCCUGUUUUGCCAUACAAUUGGGGUUUCCUCGGGCUUGCACUGCUCACCACAGUCUACUGCCAAGUUCACACUUGCCAUGGCUUUGGACAUCGCCAACGGCGAUCGCAGUAUUCUUGAGUGGGACGAGGACCAAGUUCAUGAGUGGCUUUCUCAACGAGGCUUCCCACAGUACGAGCAACAGAUCAAAGAACAUCGUAUCGCUGGUGAUGUGCUUUGCAUGCUUGAUGCACAAGCUCUCAAGACUAUCGGUGUCGCUACUGUCGGCCAGAGAAUAGCAAUUCUCAAAGCAGUCUACCAGGCGAAACUUGCGUGUCGUGUUCCGGUCGAGUCACACCAUUACGUCCCUCCAUCUGAAUUAGAGGAGCGUGUAAUUUCGGUCGAGAAGCUGCAAGACCUCAUCAGAGAACAGGCCUUCCGCGUACAAAUACUGGAGGAAGAUAAUAAGCGUCUAAAUGAAAUUCUCCAACAUAUCCUUGACGAAUUCAGUGCUAUGCGUGGCUCUACCCGACCAGACGAACAUUCGUUACAACGUCAGCCAUCCUUCAAGUGGGCUCAAUUCGUCAAUCCUGCCAAGUCCCCCACUAAACCUGACGCGGAAUCGCCUCGCCUCUCCCCCCAACACAUGGAGCACGAAAGUUCUCAGAGUCGUUCGAGUCAGGCGAACCAAGUCCAAGCUCCUUCCUCGACCUCACGAGGGGUGCCUACACCCCCAGCUGAAUCUCCAGGCGCCUCGAGUCAACAGCCGUCAGCCUCCUCCUCAAGAACAAAUUCAAACCGCCAGGAAAGCACCGACAACCUCAAAAGCUUCAAGGUCAGCCUGGAGGACCCAACCUGGAAGGUUUUACCGGCUGCUCUGAAGAAGUACAAGAUCAACAAUGACAGCUGGCAAAAUUACGCCAUGUUCAUUUGUUAUGGCUCCCCUGGAAAUCGUAUCGAACGAUGUUUGAGCUACGACGAAAAACCUUUGUUACUCUUCCAGAAGCUCAAGGACGCAAAAAAGAAUCCGGUUUUCAUGCUCAAACAUAUCAAAGAUAUUCGGUCGCCCAUCGCCGUUGCUCAGCAAAAGCAAGCAUUGCGAAAAGCCUCUAUCACAUCCGAGCAUUCACACAGUCACAAUAAGCCCGCCGCAACAAAUGAGGGGAAAGCCGGCUCACCUCCACCCAAGUUGGAGGUCAACGAGCUGUCGCCUCCAGCUCCACUGCUGACAGGGACCACACCUCAGCUUGGGUGGCCGGACGUUAUGUCACCCACGACAGAGAACAAGUGUGGGGAGGAUGUAUCCAGUAAUCGGGAUACAUUAUCAUCUGCGACGACUCUCGUUAACAGUGCACAGAGCACGGCAGAUAGCAUGAAGUCUCGAAGCACAACCGUUUGCUCAACGGAUAGUGACAGUACGAGGAGGGAAAUGCCACCGCCAAUGGCCGGCGUUUCGUAUGCGGUUGCUAUAUAUCCGUACAUGGCAGAGCAGGAGGAUGAGUUUGAUGUUGUCGUUGGUAAUGCGUUUGUGAUUUUGUCACGGGCUCGCGGUUGGUGGGUGGUCCAACGCGACCCAACAGGCUCUGGUGCCGUGGACACCGACACCUCGAAGCAAGGUUGGGUGCCCGCGGGUUGCCUUCUUGAAACGAACGUCCCCGUCGCAUCUGCUAUAGCAGAAGCUACCGCUGCUGCGAAGGCAUCGGGCGCCUCUGAUGCCGAUUCUAAAACGCCUAUUCUUCCUCUGAGCAUCAUAUCGACGAGUUUCCCCGGUAUCGCAUUGAUGGAUUACAAAAAGAAGGGAGAGGAAGAGCUCGAUUUGGUGAAGGACGAUGCCGUACGAGUAUUCAAGCGGUAUAAUCAUUGGUCAUAUGCCGUGAAAGAGGACGGUGGCGAUCGUGGUUGGGUUCCGUCAUGGUUCAUUGGUAAAGUGCCGACGCCAGGAGGUGCACCUCCGACGCCAGGUCCUGCUUCUGCACCGGCCAUGAGUGGUGGACCCUCGUUGUCGUUAGAUGCCGGGGAUUCGUGCCAAAACCAAGUUUCACCGAUGUCCUCUGCUUUCCCAGUGCAAAAUCGCAGUGGGGUAAUGUGAUUUGUAUCAUGACUGCCUUCCUCCCCGUUUUUCCAUCACUGACUGUAUCUAUUACAUAAAACAUUCUGCUGCGCGGACACCUCUUUUGUCUGGUACCCACUUUUCAAUUGGCUUUAUAGUUGAUCUUAUUGCUCUCCUCCACUCGUUAAUGCUACAUUCUCCAACUCUUUGCAAGGUCUAUCAGAUUUAGUACUACAGGGUUAAUCUUAUGACGGCCGUGGUGCUGGGAGAUGCAUUUACACGUCUUCCUCGCCAUAUGAUCGGGAAGACGCAGGUGUGCCACUCUUUAUUUCUUCUUACGGACAGUCGUCCUGUAUCGUAAAUGACCAAAUCAUCUGUGCAAAUGAUGGUAU